GAGUGUCCUGAACAAAGCGACCGUCCCCUUGGGAAGGGUGACGUCUCCCCAGUAACGUGAUUGCUCCUUCGGAAGCAGAAACGUGUAAACGCUAUAAAACGCGGCGGCGGCGGCGGGCAGCUCAGAGCGUGCGGCGGGACGGAGCUCUCCUCCUCUUCUUCCUUCAGCCUCCUCACCCUCCGCCGCCAUCCCGGCAGCCGCGCAGCGGGACAAGGGCGCAGGAUCCCAGCAGCGCAGCGCACCCCUCCGCUCCGCUCCGCGCCCGCCCGGCCAGAACCCCCCCCCGACGGACUCCCGGCUCCGUGGCGGCCAUGGAGCACCGCGGCGCCUCCCCGCGCCUCCUCGCCCUCGCCCUCCUCAGCGCCCUCUGCUGGCGGGCGCGGGCGCUGCCCCCGCGGGGGGCCGCCUUCCCCGCCGUCCCGCGAUUGGGAAACAGAAUGCCAUUUGAUGGAGCCAGUGAACCUGACCAUGCCCACGGGUCAUUAAAGUCUGAAUCAGACAUUUUGCAGAACACACUACCUGAAAAUGAGAAAUUCUAUUUUGAUCUCUCCAGAAUUAUUGAUAGAAAUGCAAGGCACGCUGAUGGAAUUUUCACCAGUGUCAACAGCCAUCUUUUGGCUAAACUUGCUGUGAAGAGAUAUCUGCAUUCGCUUAUUAGAAAACGAGUUAGCUCCCAGGACAGUCCUGUCAAACGCCACUCUGACGCCGUCUUCACUGACAACUACAGCCGCUUUCGAAAGCAAAUGGCUGUGAAGAAAUACUUAAACUCAGUUUUAACUGGAAAAAGAAGCCAGGAAGAGUUAAACCCCGCUAAACUUCGAGAUGAAGCAGAACUUCUUGAACCUUCCUUUUCAGAAAACUAUGAUUCUGUAGAUGAGCUGCUGAGCCACAUCCCACUGGACCUCUGAAGGACAUCUGGUAAAGUCUAUGAGAAGAACAAGUUAUUUUUGAGUUCCACAUAGUAUUUCAAAGAGAUGACUUUAGUCAUCAAACCAGAACAAAUAUGUUGUGAAGUGAAAGUUGUGAUAUAUUUGUUUCUUAUGUAAUAAAAGUUGAUAUUUACAUUGUAAAUAUUACUCUAGAGUUCUCUACUGAAAGCUGUACAUAUGGAUGCCAGUUUAACUCAUGAGAAGUCUGUGAGUCCAUAUGCUGUAAAUCCUUUACUUCAAUAAAUUCAUUUGAAAAUGAGUGUGCAGCUGAAAA
Molecule: messenger RNA, 1203 nt
Organism: Calidris pugnax (ruff)
Lineage: Eukaryota; Metazoa; Chordata; Aves; Charadriiformes; Scolopacidae
Gene: VIP
Product: vasoactive intestinal peptide
Exons: 7
Coding region: 312-908 (198 amino acids)
Biological process (GO): negative regulation of potassium ion transport; negative regulation of apoptotic process; positive regulation of endothelial cell proliferation
Cellular component (GO): perikaryon; neuron projection; extracellular region
Molecular function (GO): peptide hormone receptor binding; neuropeptide hormone activity
Source: RefSeq, a predicted model, not a curated record